AGCCGAGCCGCCUGACGAGCAGGCAGCCACGCGUUCUCUGCAAAGCUCUCGCGCGAGCUUUCGAGACACUUUUCACCUCUCUGUCCGCGUUUCUCAUUCGCCAAAACAAUUCCUGCCGCCAGAGAUACUUACUAGAAAGUAUUUUUUCACAAGUGAAGAAAGAGAGAAAUUGGAUAAAUUCUUUUUGUAUAUCGUGCGAUUUUGUGUGCAAAUUGCCGGUUUACCCUUUUUCUAAAAUAAAAAUUUCAAUCAACGAAGUCCAACCGCGACGCGGUGAGCGGCAAAAGAAGCAAAAUGUUCUGGAUUCUGCGAAGAACGGGAGCCGCGAACUUUUUCAACUCAAUUAACAACAAUUAUUCAUCAAAAGCGAACACAAUCAGCAGCCACAAUUCAGAUAAAAAUAACCCGCGGCCGCCGCGCAAAGCGUACGGCCGCUUGAGUGUGGAGUCGGAUGACAACAGCUCAAUGCGACGUGACAUGCCCGCAGCCACUGAGACAUCCUUAAUUGAUUUCGAUAAUUGCCCGUGCGACGGGACAAAGGGCCCGCCAGGUAUGAGAGACACUGAUGGCAAUAUCGAGGAGUCGGACUCGGAGCUGGAGCUGGAGCAGACGAUGAGGAACCAGAUACUGCGGAAUCGGCGCUACGACGACAGCACAAUCGCCCGACUCCAGGCCAUGGCCAUGUCCGACGACGAGGACUAUGAUGAAUCUCUGACUUGCAAUGUUUGCGACAGAGCUUUCCACUGUCACAGACAACUUGCCAAUCAUCAGCAGAAGAAGAGACACUUUGGGUGCAGCGGCUGCGACAGCCUGUUCCCCUCGCUGAUGCUCCUGGAGCACCACAAGGAGGAGUUCGAGCACUGGAGCGAUAUGGAGGACGAGAACCGGCGCUAUCCGUGCUGUCGGCGGAACCGCGGCGAGGAGUACUCAGACACGGAGACGGGGACCAGCGAUGCCGAGAGCGAGGACCUCGAGAGGCUCCUGUAAAGUCCCUGCUGUGGCAAAAGAUGCUCUCUCUCUCUCUCUCUGAUCCUUGGCCAAGUGUAUAGACACGAAGUAGUCCUGAAAAUAUUCCCCGCAUUCUGAAGCUCGUCAGAGAAUCACUGCGAAAGUCCAUUUGAUAAUUGCAUUUGGGAGGACUUUUUGCUGUAUUUUCCCUGGGAAAACAUACAAACAGGACGUUUUUUUACAUUUCAUCCUGUGCAGGCAAAUGUGAGUUGAUGAAAAAUAACUUCAAAUUACAUUUUAAAACUAUUGAAUUUCACUCCAAAAAAUCUGUAAAAAUGCAAUUGUGACGCUUGUCUAUCAAAUUCAGUCAUUUUUGCGCUUUCAACCCUCUUAUAAUUCAUUUCGCUUGAAGAGUUGUUCCAUCUGCAGAGGUCGAUUUAUUGAUUGCAAGCAUUUGCAUCACUCAACAACCUCUGGGGGCUUUCAACAGUUUAUCAAUCAGAUGUCAAGAGCAGAAGGUCAUCAAUUUGUGUGAUUCGAUAUGAAAUCAAGCGUGAGACAUUAUCCAUUAUUUGAGUAUAUUUGCAGAAUAUAUGGGAAAACGACUCUUGAAGUAAUUGUUUCCUCUUUUGUAUCUCAUUUUUACAUCUCUCCCUAACGUCCAUAAAUAUUUAUUGCUUCCCAUUGCAAAAUCGAAUGGAAGCCAGUGGUGAUUCUUUUGAGCACAAAAAAACCCCAAAACAGGAUUGAAGGUCCGGCCCAAUUUGCGAGACCCAAUUGAUAUGGAAAUGCUAUGCACAGUCCAGAAGAUGAUGUUAGAAAGCGUAUUGAACACCAUAUCCCCUUAUUAUACUCACAAAUUUUUUCAGUGAGCCCAAUUAUACACAUAUGGAAUUUGUGUAAAGGAAAAAAAAUGGAAUUUAGAACGUAGGACAAUGAUAUUUUUAGACGAAUCAAAAGGAAAAGAAAAAAAAACUUUAUAUUGUAUUGUCUUAGAGAGAAAUUCUAUAUUAUAACUAAUGAAAAAGUCAGCCAUAAUCUUGUAGAGUUUCCCCGCAGGAAAACUCCCUCUCUGAACCCCCAUUUUAGAAUCAACACACACACACACACAAGAAAACCAGACGCGAAAAAUUGAUAG
Messenger RNA from Phlebotomus argentipes, 2086 nucleotides. Its product is annotated as zinc finger protein 646. Lineage: Eukaryota; Metazoa; Arthropoda; Insecta; Diptera; Psychodidae. The coding region runs from base 295 to 987 and encodes 230 amino acids. The transcript is spliced from 4 exons. The record is from RefSeq and is a predicted model, not a curated record.